This is a messenger RNA of Rhodotorula graminis WP1, 1039 nucleotides long. RefSeq lists its product as uncharacterized. The record is from RefSeq and is a predicted model, not a curated record. The transcript is spliced from 5 exons. Lineage: Eukaryota; Fungi; Basidiomycota; Microbotryomycetes; Sporidiobolales; Sporidiobolaceae. The coding region runs from base 1 to 996 and encodes 331 amino acids.
AUGGGCCGUGCGUGUCCGUGGCGGCACGCUGGAGACCCCCCGUCGCACCUUGACCCUCACCCCCACCUCCUCAACCCGACUCGAACUAAACUCGUCCUCCCGCAGUUCGAGGCGGAUGGGUACCUCGUCAUUCGCGACUUCUUCACCAAGACGCAGGCUGGCAAGCUGCUCGAGACGAGCCAGCGCUUGUUGCGCGAGUUCGACAUUGCCGACCAUCCCAUGACCCAGUUCGUCGGUACGGCCGAGGCGUCGUCCAAGAAGCACGUCGGCGACGCCUACUUCCUCGAGUCGGGCGACAAGGUCCGGUUAUUUUUCGAACCGGCCGCGUUCGGGCCCGACGGGCAGCUCAACCGCCCUAAAGAGCUCUCGGUGAACAAGAUCGGGCACGCGCUCGCCAUGCUCGACCCCGACUUUCGCGCGUUCACCUUCUCCGACGACGUCAAGAACCUCGUGCGCGACCUCGGCUUCCACGAGGACCCAAAGGUCAUCCAGUCGAUGGUCAUCUGCAAGCAGCGCGAGGUCGGCGGCAAGGUCGGCUCGCACGACGACCAGACGUUCUUGACCACGCGACCGAGCACCGCCAUGGGCCUGUGGUUCGCGCUCGAGGACUGCACGCCCGAGAACGGCUGCCUGUCGUUUGUGCCGGGCAGCCACAAGGUCAACGCCAAGGUGACGAAACGGCUCGUGCGGGCUCCGGGAGGCGGGACGGAGCUCGUCACGGUGCCCGGCAUGGAGGACGAGCCAAAGGUGGACUGGGACCAGGAGGACGUCAACUGGGUGGCGGCGCCUUGCUCGGCUGGCGAUCUCGUCCUCAUCCACGGCGCGGUCAUUCACCGGAGCGAGAAGAACCUGAGCAGCAAGUCGCGGUUCAUCUACACGUUCCACUGCAUCGAGGGCUCGGCCGAGUGGCUCGACGACAACUGGUUGCAGCCGACGCCCGAGAUGCCCUUCCCCUCCCUUUUCUCGACCUCGCCCGCCAUGAACGACGCGCCUUGAUCUUUUCGAGCCGACCUACUGCGACGAAUGUCCCCGACCAGUC